Messenger RNA from Salvia miltiorrhiza (redroot sage), 3443 nucleotides. Its product is annotated as THO complex subunit 5A. The transcript is spliced from 8 exons. Gene Ontology annotation, molecular function: mRNA binding. Gene Ontology annotation, cellular component: THO complex part of transcription export complex. The record is from RefSeq and is a predicted model, not a curated record. Gene Ontology annotation, biological process: mRNA export from nucleus; positive regulation of DNA-templated transcription, elongation. Bases 653 to 3085 code for a protein of 810 amino acids. NCBI's taxonomy places the organism in Eukaryota, Viridiplantae, Streptophyta, Magnoliopsida, Lamiales, Lamiaceae.
UAGAGGGACUCUGCCGAUCUGAACGUUUGAGAGUGAGGCGAGCAAGGAGAGAUAGGGAGGGAGGUCUGGCGGCGGUCGGCGACUGCUCUUGUUUGUGGGGGGAGCGCCGCCGCCGCUAUUUGUGGAAGGAGCUGCGCCGCUGCUGUUUGUGGAGGGAGUCUAUGGAAAAUAGAGGAAGCAAGAGAGAGAGAGAGGAAGUCGAAGGAGAUGGGUAAUAGACGGCUGCCUCGUCGGAGGAGGAGCUGCGACAGUAAAUCUUCGUGGGAAGCGCGAAGCUUCUGGCUGAGAAAAAUGGUGAAUUCUGAGUUGAGAGUGACGUGUAUGUAUACGACAUAUGUAUAAAAUAAAAAUUAAUAUGCCACAUAGACUUAAAAUUAUGUUAAAAUUGCCACAUGAAUUUUUAUUUUACACAAAUUCAAAUUAUGUUAAAAUUGAGAUUAAAUUUAAAAUUGGUAUAUUUUCUUGUCAAAUUUUAAGGUCACGUUAUAAAUGAAAAAAUUGGCAAACUAUAUGUAUUUUCCGGCAAUAUCCCCCUAUAUAUACCAGUAUAUUUUAAUUUGCUCUUUUUUUUUUUGAUAUACAUUUUAACCCUUUUGACUGAGGGAGGGAGCAGGCGAAAAUAAUCGUACGCACACGGUGAAGUGAGAGAAAGAUGGAAGUGACAAUGGCGGAGCCCGGCGAAAUACUGCCGGAGCGCAACGUCGACAUGGAGGCCCUCUAUGAUAUGCUGCGGCAGAGCAAGGGUUCUACCGAGGAAAUCGUCGCCAAAAUUCUGGAAGUUAAAAAAGAAGCUCAACCGAAAUCCCAGCUCCGAGAACUUAUUACGCAGACCCUCCUUAAUUUUGUUACUCUACGUCAGGCUAAUAGGUCCAUCUUGCUUGAAGAAGACCGGGUUAAAGCGGAAUCUGAACGUGCUAAGGCACCUGUAGACUUGACAACCUUGCAGCUUCACAACUUGAUGUAUGAGAAAAAUCACUACGUCAAAGCUAUAAAGGCCUGCAAAGACUUCAAGACCAAGUACCCUGACAUUGAACUUGUUCCUGAAGAAGAAUUCUUUAGAGAUGCACCAGAAGAGAUUAAAAGCCCUGUAUUAUCAACUGAUAGUGCACAUAAUUUGAUGCUCAAAAGGCUCAACUACGAGCUCAGCCAGCGUAAAGAGCUAUGCAGGCUCCGUGAGAAAUUGGAACUACAAAAGAAAGCUCUCCAAGAAACAAUUGCUAACAGGAAAAAGUUCUUGUUAAGUCUCCCAUCUCAUCUUAAGGCCCUCAAAAAAGCAUCAUUGCCUGUGCAGAAUCAGUUAGGGGUUCUGCACACCAAGAAGCUAAAACAGCUCCAGUUAGCAGAGUUACUUCCACCUCCUCUUUAUGUUAUAUAUUCUCAACUACUCGCUCAGAAGGAAGCCUUUGAAGAGAAUAUUGAACUGGAGAUAACAGGAAGUAUAAAGGACGCACAGGCGUUUGCUCGUCAGCUGGCUAACAAGGACUCUGCUGUAUCAGCAAAUUCAGAGAACUCCAAAUUAGAGGAUGAUGUGCCGGAUGAGGAAGAUGAUGGUCAAAGGAGGAGAAAGCGGCCAAAGAAGGUUUCUAGCAAGGAGAAUCUUGAACAAUCUGGAAUAUAUCAGAAUCAUCCACUUAAAGUUAUCCUUCACAUAAAUGACGAUGAUGCUUCAGACACAGAAAAACUCCUCAUCACUUUGAAGUUUGAGUUCUUAAUAAAAUUGGAUGUUGUAUGCGUAGGGGUGGAGGGUUCUGAAGAACCCCCUGAAAAUAAUAUCCUGUGCAACUUAUUUCCAGAUGACACUGGCUUGGAGCUCCCCCAGCAGUCGGCUAAGCUCUCUGUUGGUAGUUCUCUUUCAUUUGAUGAAAGGAGAGCUUCAAGGCCGUACAAAUGGGCCCAGCAUUUGGCUGGCAUUGAUUUUUUGCCGGAGGUAUCACCGCUGCUUUCAGUCUCUGAAGAAUCAAAUCGCGAAACAACUAAAUAUCCUUCUGUUUCAUCGGGUCUGUCAGUAUAUCGUCAGCAAAACAGGGUGCAGACUGUUGUGCAAAGAAUCCGUGCCCGGAGAAAGGCUCAGCUGGCUCUUGCGGAAUUACUUGACUCACUAGGGAACCUUAAAUGGCCAACUUUGACCUGUGAGAGUGUCCCAUGGGCCUCACACACACCUCGCUGCAAAUUGCAUGGCUGGUCAUUCCUGACUUCUGCUGGCAAUAGUUCUGGAUCUGUGCCUGUUGGUGAUGCUGAGCAAGGUCAGGAUUCUAAAAAUGUUGAUGCACAUAUUAAAACAGGUGUCUCCAGAGAGGAUAUAGAGACUAUAAAAGAGGAUGGAGAGCUCCCGUCUUUGGUCCCAGUUGCUACUGGUGUUAAUGAUGCUAAAUCAACAGCUUCUGGAGGAUCUGAAUUUGAACAUUCUGGAAGGCUGAGUUUGAUUUCAGCAAGUCUCAUGUCUCCGCUCACAAACAAGGGGAAGUCGCCAAUCUAUAAAAGGCAAGAGGAUGACAUUGAUCUCAUGCUGGAAUCUGAAAAUGAGGACGAGCCAGUCCAAUUAGAGGAGCAGUAUGAUAAUGUAUCACGGUGGGAGGGACCAGCAGUGAUAGACAAUGCUUGGGCUGAUUAUGGGGUCAAAGGAUAUACUCUUGGGCUAGCCCAGAAGUUGGAUAAUGAUGAUAGGAUCAUGAUACUCAAAGCCAAGAUAAAGAUUAGUAAGGAAUAUCCUGUGAGGCCUCCUCAGUUUGAGCUGGGUCUGUAUAAUUGUUUUCAAGGAAAGAAUAAAUCUGAAACAAUAUGUUCCGAGUUUUUCAAUGAACUUUCGGCAAUGGAGGCAGAGGUCAAUAUUCACCUCAUGAGAACCAUACCUUUCGAUGAAGAAAAUUUCGUCCUAGGUCAUCAAGUUCUUUGCCUCGCAAUGCUAUUCGAUUUCUUCUUUAAUGAUGGGAACAUGUCUUCUGAGAGGAGGUAUACUUCAGUUAUCGAUGUUGGUUUGUGCAAGCCUGUAAAUGGCGAGCUUGUCAGUCGAUCCUUUAGAGGUAGGGAUCGUAGGAAAAUGAUUUCUUGGAAGGAGAGAACUUGCACUUCUGGCUACCCUUACUAAGACUUGGGAUCCAGAUCAAGAAACCACUACCUAACUUGCUAUCUUCACACAGCUUAGGAGAUUUCUGGCAAUUUACAGGUGAUGCGAAACCCAGUUUCUACAUUUUGUUCCUCCUGAACAUAUUAUGUAGUUUCACUGCAUUUGAUGUCGCCAGCUCUGCCAAGAUCCGUGCUUGGAUGCUUACGAGUAGCCGGACCUGGAGUGAACAAGGUUGUGCCGUUAGGUCUUCAAAUUGUAUUUUAAUUCACUAUAUUGUUUAAUGUCAUUUACAACAGAAUGCAAAUUUGGAGGAUCCAGAUGUCCAAUCGAAUCAGAACUACUAUUUUCAUGCUAUGGCAAUUGGUAGGUUGUGUCUUAA